Molecule: messenger RNA, 591 nt
Organism: Peromyscus maniculatus bairdii (prairie deer mouse)
Lineage: Eukaryota; Metazoa; Chordata; Mammalia; Rodentia; Cricetidae
Product: 5-aminolevulinate synthase, non-specific, mitochondrial-like
Biological process (GO): heme biosynthetic process; erythrocyte development; hemoglobin biosynthetic process
Cellular component (GO): mitochondrion
Molecular function (GO): 5-aminolevulinate synthase activity; pyridoxal phosphate binding
Source: RefSeq, a predicted model, not a curated record
AUGGAUUAUUGGUAUUUUAUUUUCAACAGGGAGACCGUGAAGCAGCACGGGGCCGGAGCUGGUGGAACCAGGAAUAUUUCUGGCACCAGCAAGUUCCACGUGGACCUGGAGCAGGAGCUGGCCGACCUCCAUGGCAAAGAUGCAGCACUCUUGUUUUCCUCCUGCUUUGUAGCCAACGACUCCACCCUCUUCACCCUGGCCAAGAUGAUGCCAGGCUGUGAAAUUUACUCUGAUUCUGGAAACCAUGCCUCCAUGAUCCAAGGGAUUCGCAACAGUCGAGUGCCAAAGUAUAUCUUCCGCCACAAUGAUGUCAAUCAUCUCAGAGAGCUGCUGCAAAGAUCUGACCCCUCAGUCCCCAAGAUUGUAGCAUUUGAAACUGUUCAUUCAAUGGACGGAGUAGUGUGCCCGCUGGAAGAGCUGUGUGAUGUGGCCCAUGAGUUUGGAGCAAUCACGUUUGUGGAUGAGGUCCAUGCGGUGGGGCUGUAUGGGGCUCGAGGUGGAGGGAUCGGUGAUCGGGAUGGAGUCAUGGCAAAAAUGGACAUCAUUUCUGGGACACUUGGUAUGUAUGCUUUGUAAAUUCGGCCCUUUUAC